This is a messenger RNA of Corythoichthys intestinalis (scribbled pipefish), 4763 nucleotides long. It is a transcript of the gene xrcc5, whose product is annotated as X-ray repair complementing defective repair in Chinese hamster cells 5. Gene Ontology annotation, cellular component: Ku70:Ku80 complex; nucleus. The coding region runs from base 164 to 2344 and encodes 726 amino acids. The transcript has 21 exons. Gene Ontology annotation, molecular function: damaged DNA binding; double-stranded DNA binding; DNA helicase activity. NCBI's taxonomy places the organism in Eukaryota, Metazoa, Chordata, Actinopteri, Syngnathiformes, Syngnathidae. Gene Ontology annotation, biological process: DNA recombination; double-strand break repair via nonhomologous end joining; telomere maintenance. The record is from RefSeq and is a predicted model, not a curated record.
UCAUGAAAUAUUUAAAUAAGUCCAAAAUAUAUUCGGGAAAAUAAAUCUAAUGCUUUAAAAUGGCGGAAAUAACGUUUUUGUACUUUGUAACCAGGAAGUGUGCGCUGUUUUCACACGGACCUUUUAUUUGGUAACACUCAGGCUCUGAAGGAGGGAAACAAAAAUGUCUAGGGCGAAAUCGUUCCACGUGCUGUGCAUGGAUGUUGGAUUCUCCAUGUCCAACUCUGCACCGGGUGAAGACUCACCAUUUGACAUGGCCAAACAAGUCAUUCAGAAGUUUGUCCAGCGUCGGGUUUUUGCUGAGGCUAAGGAUGAACUGGCUUUGGUUCUGUUUGGCACAGACUCCACCAAGAACCCGCUGGCUCAAGAUGGCCAGUACCAGAAUAUCACUGUGCACCGCAACCUAAUGGUACCUGACUUUGAUCUCUUGGAGGAGAUUGAGAAUCAAGUCUGCCCGGAGAAUCAACAGGCUGAUUGGUUGGAUGCUCUUGUGGUCUGCAUGGAUAUUCUUCAAACAGGAAUAGAGGGAAAACGUUAUGAUCAACUCAAUAUUUACCUUCUGAGUGACCUCAGUGCUGAAGCAGACUCUGAACAGCUGGAUGUCAUCGUUGAAAACCUGAAGAAGGCGGACAUUACGUUGCAGUUCUUUUUACCCUUCCCUGCUGAAGAUGACUCAAAGGACGAAGCUGGUGAUGCGAGCAGGCGAGGCCCCGGUGGACCAAGUUCGGGGAAAGGGCUGUCCAGAGAACAGAAGACUGGACUAGACAUGGUUAAACACAUCAUGCUCAGUCUGGAUGAGGAGGAGGGCCUCGAUCAGAUUUAUACAUUCAGGAAUGCUAUCGAGGAGCUUUGUAUGUUCAAGAAAAUUGAGAGAAAACCCAUGCCUUGGCCCUGUCAGCUAACCAUCGGCAGCGCGCUGUCCAUCCGCAUUGUCGGCUACAAAGCGGUGACGGAGGAGAAGCUAAAGAAAACAUGGAUCACAGUGGAGGCGCAAAGCAACCAGAAAGACCAUGUGAAGAAAGAGACAGUUUUCUGUCUAGACGAUGAUGACGAGACGGAGGUGCCGAAGGACGACAUCAUUCAAGGUUUUAGCUACGGGAGUGACAUUGUUCCCUUUUCAAAAGUGGAUCAAGAGCAAAUGAAAUACAAACAUGAUGGGAAGUGCUUUGCUGUGUUAGGAUUUACCAACCAAAACAUGGUUCCUCGCCACUCAUUCAUGGGAACUCAGGCCAUCAAGAUCUUUGCUCCAGCCGACGAUGAGCACGCAGGAGUAGCGCUGUCCGCUCUUGUCCGGGCGCUGGACGAGCUGAAAAUGGUGGCCAUUGUUCGCUACGCUUAUGAUCGGCGGUGCAACCCUCAAAUAGGAGCAGCUUUCCCGUGCAUCAAGCUGAACUAUGAGUGUCUCAUUUAUGUUCAGCUGCCCUUCAUGGAAGACCUCCGACACUUCACUUAUGCUUCUCUGAACAGCAAGAAAUUUAGCCCCUCAGAGACACAGCUGCAGGCUGUCGACUCCCUAAUUGACUCAAUGAUGUUGGUGGAAAAAGAUGAAGAUGGAGACUUCAAGGACUUGGUCAAAGUCCACCACAUUCCCAAUCCAGCGUACCAGAGGCUUUUUCAGUGCUUGCAUCAUCGAGCGGUCAAGCCCGGCACGGAACUCCCGCCAAUGGAACCCUGGCUGGUGGCUGUACUGGACCGCCCGGAUGUCAUUAAGGAGCGUUGUCAAGCGCCACUUGAGCAGGUGAAGAAAAGAUUUCCCCUCAAAGUGGUGGAGAAGAAGAAGCCAUUGAAGACAAGCGCUCAGAUCUUUGGGAAAGACUCUGAGCAGCCGGAUGCCAAGAAGGCAAAGGGAGAUGCAGAGGAGGAGGAGGAGUAUAAUCUAGCUGACAUUUCUGAAGGCUCUGUUACUUCAGUCGGAAGCUUUGAUCCCGGCCGUGACUUUUGCCUCCUGAUCAAACAAAAAACACUUACAUUCCAAGAAGCGUGCGAGCAGCUGACUCGCCGGAUAGAACAGUUGCUAGGCAACAAGAACACGCAGUACUACAUGAAAAGCAUCACCUGUAUCCAAGCCUUCCGAGAACAGUCUGUAAAGUUGGGGAAGGCUGAUCUGUACAAUAGCUACCUCCAGUCACUGAAAGGAAACACCGCAAACAGGGGGCUUGAAGCCUUCUGGGACCUUCUGGUUCAAGGCUCCAUAUCUCUUAUCAGCCAGGACGAAGUGGAGGGAAGCUCAGUGUCCAAAACUGAAGCCGCUCAGUUUCUGCGGCCCGAUGAGAAAAAAGACGAGCCAGUCGCAUCAGUGGCAGAUGAUGAUGGUGAUGUUGACGACUUGCUGGACGACAUGUAAGAAAGAAGGCGAUGGGAACGUUUGCAGGAAAAAUGCGAAAUAUGCCUCUUCGGGUCCAUCUGUCCUUUGUUCUGCCUCCCACAUGGAAACCACUGGGUACUCAGGAGGAAUAUUGCACGGAAGACAACCUUAACCCAACUGUUAUCUUUUGUGUGGGGGUCUUACAAGCGCAGCUGGGACUUGACGAAAGGCAGGACACUGUUAUGUUUAUCUGUAAAUCUGAUUUAUUGUGUGUAUAAAGCAUUUAUGGUUGCUAUAGUUACAUACUGUACAACUGGUGGUAUGUUUGAAUGAUAGCUCAAUUAACAUCAGUAGCACCAACACUAGUUUUUUGUCUCGAGUGUCCCCCCCGCAUUGGCUGCCAUUGAUGACGAUAAAAGUCCAAUCCAUUUCAACUGGGAGAGGUUGGAAGCCAUCAUUUGCUGCCAGGCUCCCAGUUCAAAUUGAUUAGACAGCCAUUGCCGCCAAUGGUAGUGAAUGAUGUAAAAGGACAGAGAACACCUAAUAUAAAAAUACUAGGGCUGUAAAACGAUUAAAAUUUUUAAUCGAGUUAAUUACAGCUUAAAAAUUAAUUAAUCGUAAUUAAUCGCAAUUAAUCGCAAUUCAAACCAUCUAUAAAAUAUGCCAUAUUUUUCUGUAAAUUAUUGUUGGAAUGGAAAGAUAAGACAAGAUGGAUAUAUACAUUCAACAUACGGUACAUAAGGACUGUAUUUGUUUAUUAUAACAAUAAAUCAACAAGAUGGCAUUAACAUUAUUAACAUUCUGUUAAAGUGAUCCAUGGAUAGAAAGACUUGUUCUUAAAAGAUGAAUAUUAGUACAAGUUAUAGAAAUGUUAUAUUAAAACGCCUCCUAAUGUUUUCGUUUUAAUAAAUUUUGUAAAAUUUUCAAUCAAAAAAUAAACUAGUAGCCCUAUUCUGUCCUCAAUGUGUGUGAGUACACAAAUUGACAGAUAGCGAACAUAAGUUCCAAAAAGAAAUCAGACGGUGUGGCAAAGUUGCAUGGGCUUUACUGAAGUCAUCUCUUUUUGACAGGAGCACGUUUCUUGUAUUUUUGUAAAACUGAAAAUAAAUCACAAAAUAACAUAAAAUGUACACACACGUGUCCAUUUGAGCAGUAGCACUAGCCAAUUAGCUCACAAGCAUCUAACAAUGUAACUGCAUUUCACCAUAUAUGUGAACAAAUUCAAAUACACAUCAUCAAUAACUAUCUAAUGCUCAUGAAUAUAAGCAAAGGAGGAAUAUAACUCACAAGCGAUGCAUGUAUUAGACACAAACAGUGUGAUGGGGCUAUGAGAACUGCCACUGAAUACAGUACUGGAUGCGGACGUUAGCUGGUCUGAAUAGCACUGUCUAUUAGUGUGAGUUCGCGUCGACAUAUAAUCACGUCAGAAAAGCGCGCCGAACCCCAAAUAAUCAGCUGCACUGAAUCGCCAGCAGAGGGCGACAGUACGCCACAUAACAUAUGCAAGUCACACCCAAUCGCCAGCAGAGGGCGGAAAAACUCCAUAAAACACAAUUCACAAGUUGGCCUUUCACUGUACUGACAUUUAAAUCUGUCUGAGCGGGCCUAGUGCGUUAAUUGCGUCAAAUAUUUUAACGUGAUUAAUUUAAAAAAUGAAUUAACGCCCGUUAACGCGAUAAUUUUGACAGCCCUAAAAAAUACCUUAAUUUAAAAGAGGGUUGCUCAAAUUAUUUAAGUAUGCAAAUGGUGAAUUUCUUAAGAUCUGUGAUAAUGGAGGAAAUCAUGUUUAAAUGAAGGCUGGGCAAAUUAACUACCGUGGUUAACUCAGAAAUUAACACCGUUAAUUAUUUGAUUCGCACAUUAGAACAUCAGAGCCACCAAAUAAAAAGUUGAGCCUUUUGUGUGCUUCAUUGGAGUUUGUAUUCUGAACAGAUGUAACUCAGAAAAGCAUGCCUCGAAACAGCAAAACCCAGCAGCAGGUCGGAGUUUUGUCCAGGUGGAACAAACAUGUAGGAUCAUUUUGUGUGUGCUGCUUGUGUUUACUAGCGUUACAAGAUCAUUGCAACUUCAUUUACCAAGACGCCAUAUAGCGACGUUACCCCUAGGUGAGCCAUAGAAAAAGAAGAGGUAAGUUGGGACAGAUUUGGGUGUGACUUUUUUUUUUAAAUUGGUUUGUGUAUAUGACAAUGCGAUUAUUUGCAGUUAAUCGAAAAACUUUCAUCCUAUUCACCACGCGAAAAAAAAAAACUGUUGCCCAGCCUUAGUUUAAACAAUGGCACUGCUUAUGAGCGCAGCCAUCUUGUGACAUCAGUUAUACCCAUGCACCCAAAUAAACUGAUUGACUGGCACAGAGUUGCAUAGCACAUUAGGUAUUAUGUCAUGAUGUACUCGCUUUUAUUUAUUUUUUUCAAACAAACAUCAGGAAAAAGAAAUUCUGAGUGUGUCCCCCCCAGUCACU